UGAAUAAGGUUAUCCCAAAGUGAAGACGUUUUUGAAAGUGGGUGAAAGGUCGGGGCUGUGUGUGUGUGUCAGAACGCCAGAGAAGUACGGACAGACACACUGACCUUUGGCGGUACCGUGAAGUGGAAGCAGCGUUAUGUCUCUAAUCAGAGGUGUGUUUAUCGUGGCCGCCAAGCGCACGCCGUUCGGCACGUACGGCGGCGUGCUGAAGGACCACAGCGCCACUGACCUGGCGGAGCAUGCGGCCAGGGCUGCUCUGGCAGCGGGUAACGUGGCACCUGAGCUGGUCAACAGUGUGGUCAUGGGCAACGUCAUGCAGAGCUCUGCAGACGCACCCUACCUGGCGCGGCACGUUGGUCUCAGGUGUGGGGUGCCCAUCCCUGUCCCCGCACUCACCGUCAACCGUCUGUGUGGCUCCGGGUUCCAGUCCAUCAUCAACGGCGCUCAGGAGAUCUGCCUGAAGGAGUCGGAGGUGGUUCUGUGCGGCGGCUCGGAGAGCAUGAGCCAGGCCCCCUACGCCGUGCGCAACAUCCGCUUCGGCACCCGGCUCGGAGCGGACCUGAAGCUAGAGGACACCCUGUGGGCGGGGCUUACUGACCUGCAUGUGAAGAUCCCUAUGGGCAUCACCGCAGAGAACCUGGCAGAGAAGUACGAGCUGAGCAGGGAGGAGUGUGAUGCGUACGCGUACCGGACACAGCAGCGCUGGAAAGCAGCGCAGGAGGGCGGCCAUUUCACGGCGGAGAUCGCGCCCGUCGACGUGAAGGCGAAGAAGGGCAAGGUGCCCAUGACUCAGGACGAGCACCCGCGCCCCCAGACCACCCUGGAGCAGAUGGCCAAGCUGCCGCCCGUCUUCAAGAAGGGGGGCACCGUGACGGCUGCCAACGCCUCGGGCGUGUCCGACGGGGCUGCAGCCUUGGUGAUAGCCAGUGAGGACGCGGUGAAGCAGCAUAAUCUCACCCCAUUGGCCAGGAUCGUGGCCUAUCACGUGUCCGGCUGUGAUCCCAGCAUCAUGGGGAUUGGACCUGUGCCAGCCAUCACUGAAGCCCUGAAAAAGGCGGGACUGUCUCUAAAGGACAUGGACCUGGUGGAGGUGAACGAGGCCUUUGCCCCGCAGUACCUGUCCGUUGCCAAGGCGUUGGGCCUGGACCCCGAAAAGACCAAUGUGAACGGGGGUGCCAUCGCCCUGGGACACCCGCUGGGGGCGUCUGGCGCCCGCAUCACUGCCCACCUGGCACAUGAACUCGGGCGCCGUGGCGGGAAGUACGCGGUGGGCUCGGCAUGCAUCGGGGGAGGCCAGGGCAUCGCCAUCGUCCUGGAGAACGCGCACUGAGGGGCCUGUCCUACCCACAUACUCCACCCUACAGCAGCACUAUCAGGGGGCCUGUCCUACCCACAUACUCCACCCUACAGCAGCACUAUCAGGGGGCCGUCCCGCCCACAUACUCCACCCUACAGCAGCACUAUCAGGGGCCUGUCCAGCCUCUCCAGACUAACUACUGAGCCAAACAGCGCCUCCGUGUGACUAACAACCAGCAUUACACCCGAGACAGACAGCAAGGUCUGUUGAUCAAAAAAGAAACCGCAGUAGCAGCAGGCUGAAGUUUUUUUUUAAUUUUUUUGAAUGAAA
Anguilla anguilla (European eel) is the source of this 1627-nucleotide messenger RNA. It is a transcript of the gene acaa2, whose product is annotated as acetyl-CoA acyltransferase 2. Lineage: Eukaryota; Metazoa; Chordata; Actinopteri; Anguilliformes; Anguillidae. The record is from RefSeq and is a predicted model, not a curated record. The coding region runs from base 137 to 1330 and encodes 397 amino acids. Gene Ontology annotation, molecular function: acetyl-CoA C-acetyltransferase activity. The transcript has 10 exons. Gene Ontology annotation, biological process: fatty acid beta-oxidation.